Messenger RNA from Pundamilia nyererei, 2687 nucleotides. It is a transcript of the gene capn7, whose product is annotated as calpain 7. Gene Ontology annotation, molecular function: calcium-dependent cysteine-type endopeptidase activity. Gene Ontology annotation, biological process: proteolysis. Lineage: Eukaryota; Metazoa; Chordata; Actinopteri; Cichliformes; Cichlidae. The coding region runs from base 273 to 2348 and encodes 691 amino acids. The record is from RefSeq and is a predicted model, not a curated record. The transcript has 18 exons.
CCGGAAACAGUAUGGUUGUUUUGGUGUCUGCUAAUGUUGUAGUCAUUUGAUAAAAGGCAGAGGAAAACUUUUACCGUGGUAGUUUUGGCUGUGGGAUCAACACCACGUAUUAGCAUUAUCUUUACUAUGUUUUUUCCGAGUUGAUAGAAUGAACAGUGCCAACAGAGAAAAGCAGAUAUUUUGUUUGUAGACAUUUUAUAGGUAGCUAACGGUUAGCUAGCCUGUUCUGGCUAACUGAGAGAUUGUCACUCUGUCAACAAGUUUCGUUCGACAUGGACUCCGCGGCGCUGGAACUUGAUGCUGUCACUUUUGCCAAAACAGCUGUAACAUAUGACCAGAAUGGCAAAUAUAACGAGGCUGUAUUUUAUUAUAAGGAGGCAGCUCAGGCCCUCAUUUAUGCUGGCAUGGCAGGGUCCAAACUGGACGGGAUCCAGGAGAAAGUGAAUGAGUACUUGGAUCGGGUUCAAGCCCUCCACAAUGCAGUUCAAGCACAGAAAAGUGACCCACUGAAGUCCCGGCACCAGGUGGACCUGGAACGUGCCCACUUCCUGGUUACCCAAGCCUUUGAGGAAGAUGAAAAGGGAAAUGAUGAUGAAGCUAUUGAACUGUACACUCAGGCUGUGGAGCUGUGCAUUAAAACGUCCAAUGAAACAUCUGAGCAAGUGCUGCAGAACAAACUGAAACAGCUGGCACGUCAAGCUUUAGACAGAGCCGAAGGUCUUAAAGAAUCCCAGUCCAAAUCGGCUUCAGCUCAGGACAGGACAGGGGCUCCUGGAACCAAGCCCAGCACUGGUGCCAGUUCAGGAGGACCUGUCCGCCAGUUCCUCCCUCUUGGGCCAGACUUCAGCCUCAAUGACCGACAGCAAUCCCAACCUGUCCGGGCUGUGCAGUCCAGUGAGCCCCAAGGUCAGCGCUACACAUCUGAGGAGAUCGAGGUACUCAGGAGUACAUCUACAAUCAAUGGCAUAGCCUACGUGCCCUUCAUGAGCGUGGACCUUAAAGAGCGAUUUGCCUUUCCUGUACCUUUCUCGGACAAAUCAGGGAAACUGGCUUUGUCACCCAAACAGAAAGCCAUCUUCUCCCGCUGGGUUCGGCCAGAUGAGAUCUGCAAUAACCCCACCAUGAUCAUGUCUGUGUCCAGCUUCAGCAUCAAACAGACGGUGGUAUCUGACUGUUCGUUUGUGGCCUCUUUGUUUCACAGGGGUGACGUUCUCAUCACCACAGCAACGGGUGUAAUGACAGAGGAGGAAGGGGAAAGAUGGGGUUUAGUGCCAACACACGCCUACGCUGUUCUUGACAUCAGGGAAUACAAGAAAAUGCGAUUCCUGCAGCUAAAGAAUCCGUGGAGUCAUCUGCGGUGGAAGGGGCGCUACAGUGAGCGCGAUGAGAAGAACUGGACACCUGAGCUCCUGAAAUACCUCAACUUUGACCCCAAGACAGCUCAGAAGUUUGAUAACGGUGUGUUCUGGAUCGCAUGGGAGGACCUUUGUCAAUACUAUGAUGUCAUCUACCUGAGCUGGAAUCCGGCACUCUUUAAAAACUCCUCCUGUAUUCACAGUACCUGGGAUGGAAAGCAGGGUCCAGUGAAGGAUGUGUACAGUCUUGCCAACAAUCCCCAAUACAGGCUGGAGGUUCAGUGUCCAGCUGGUGGUGCUGCUGUGUGGGUGCUUCUCACCAGACACAUCACUGAUAAGGAUGAUUUUGCACAAAACAGAGAGUUCAUCACGCUGGUCGUUUACAAGACUGAUGGCAAGAAGGUUUACUAUCCAGCGGAUCCCCCUCCUUUCAUAGAUGGCAUCCGUAUCAACAGUCCUCACUAUCUGACCAAGAUGAAACUGACCAGUGCAGGAACACACACCUUUACCCUGGUGGUUUCCCAGUACGAGAAACAGAACACCAUCAACUACACACUGCGGGUCUACACUGGAUGCAAAUUCACCUUCUCCAAGAUCCCAAAUCCCUUCACUAACACAAAAAGGAUCAAUGGUCAGUGGAAGGGGCUCAGUGCCGGUGGCUGUGGAAACUACAAAGACUCGUACAAAAACAACCCAAUCUAUCAGAUUAACCUGGAACGGUCCGGACCGCUGCUCAUCGAACUCCGAGGAUCCAGGCAGUACAGUGUUGGGUUUGAGAUGGUGACAGUGUCGACAGUGGGUGAUCCAGGCUCAGCUGCCUUCCACAAGAAAACCAGUGGCGAUUACAGAUGUGGUUUCUGCUACAUGGAGGUGGAUCACGUCCCAGCAGGCAUCUAUAACGUCACCCCCACCACUUUCCUGCCUAAACAGGAAGGACCCUUCUUUUUGGACUUCAGCAGUACUUCAACCCUGAAGGUCUCCCAGCUCCAAUGAAGAUGGAGCUGGGAUUGGGAGGAAGGUACUUGGUGGCAUUGUGGAAUAUAUUUCUGAAACUGCAUUUUGGAAGUGCCAAGGCCUCCACAAAGCCCAGAAUGUGACUGCUGCUAGCAUUUUCUCUUCUUUCACUGAGACUUUUGCUGAUGUGGACUUGAAUUUCAAAACUGACUCAAGGAUACCACAAAGCUGUUCUGGAGAUAUAAUCAAAGAGGCACUUUGAUAUGGACUAAAACACAUAACCAUCAAGGCAUCUUGGGACAAAAACAAAAAAACAUCUCUGCCAAAUUAGAAAACAGCCCAUUACAAGCCUCACAAAGUAAUGGUGUUAAGAGCAGU